Molecule: messenger RNA, 399 nt
Organism: Gilbertella persicaria
Lineage: Eukaryota; Fungi; Mucoromycota; Mucoromycetes; Mucorales; Choanephoraceae
Exons: 1
Molecular function (GO): nucleic acid binding; zinc ion binding
Source: RefSeq, a predicted model, not a curated record
GUAAUCAACGUUGAUAUUUCUGGAAUUACUCUCAUGAAAGAAAAAGUAUUGAAACCAGCAUUGAUCAAUACCCUUAAACGCUUUGGCGAUAUUUUAAACAUUGUUAUUUCCAAGUGCGCUGACUCCGAUUGGUUCACUGGUCGCGGUUUUGCUACACUUAAUGGGGAUAAACUAAAAGAAGCAACGUAUGCAGCUGAGCUCACUCCUCAAGUGGAACUUGUAGGUUUUCCAGGAGUAUUACUAAACAUCGUUUGGUCUCAAAUGAAGCCUAUCUGCACUGACUGUCAUACGGGCGAACACAUCAAAUUUGACUGGCCCAAAAGAGUCAGAGAACCAUGCAUCCACUGCAAGAAUCCUAACCACUUGCAAGCCAGAUGCCCUACGGCACCUUGGAAUUGU